Messenger RNA from Anopheles maculipalpis, 1176 nucleotides. RefSeq names its product putative phosphatidate phosphatase. The record is from RefSeq and is a predicted model, not a curated record. Bases 22 to 1167 code for a protein of 381 amino acids. NCBI's taxonomy places the organism in Eukaryota, Metazoa, Arthropoda, Insecta, Diptera, Culicidae. Gene Ontology annotation, molecular function: phosphatidate phosphatase activity. Gene Ontology annotation, biological process: signal transduction; phospholipid dephosphorylation; phospholipid metabolic process. The transcript is spliced from 6 exons.
ACUUACGCGUUUUGGCAAUAAAUGUACCACAUUACGGACGGUUCUGCUAUCAGUGAAGAAACACCGUUGAAGCACGACGAACGAUACCUUCGGCGACAGCAGCGCAGAGCAUCGUACCGACAUCUUGACCCAGCAGCAGUGAUAGUGCAAUCCGCGGGUGGUUCUGGCGAUAAUUCGAGUUCCAACGACAGCAGCUACAGCAACUGCACGACGGAGUUUACUAGUGAGCAGCAGCCCAUCGUAGUAACCAGCGGCGGUACUGCAAACACCAUCACCAUGGACGAUACGAAGAAGGUGCUGCUGAAGGUUGGGUUCGAUUUUCUCAUCCUUUGCUGUGUUGGGUUUCCUAUUCUAAUCUUCUUCCUGGUCGGUGAUCCAUUCAAGCGAGGCUUUUUCUGCGACGAUGAAUCACUUAUGCAUCCAUUCCACGAUUCUACCGUUACGAACUGGAUGCUGUACAUCAUCGGCAUCUUACUUCCAGUGAUUGUGAUUAUAAUCACGGAACUAUGCAGAGCGCGGGUGAAGAAAUCGGCCGACACACAUCCACUAAAGGUGUGGAACACGGACAUCCCGUUCUGGGUCGUGCAGUCUUACAAAUCGAUCGGCAUGUUUGGAUUCGGUGCGGCCGUUAGUCAGCUGCUGACGGACGUCGGAAAGUACACGAUAGGUCGCCUACGGCCGCACUUCUUUGACGUCUGUAGACCCCAGAUGCCCGGUGGAACCACUUGUGCCGAUGCUAUCAAUCAAGGACGAUACGUAACGGACUUUACGUGCACCAGUGAGAAAUCGUCGACCCGCAUGCUGAAGGAAAUGCGCCUGUCAUUCCCGAGUGGACAUUCCAGUUUCUCGAUGUACACCCUUGUUUUCUGCGCCAUAUUUCUGCAUGCCCGCAUGAACUGGCGCGGCUCGAAGCUGCUGAAGCACUUUUUCCAGUUCCUGCUGAUCCUGCUCGCCUGGUACACCUGUCUGAGUCGCAUUUCCGACUACAAGCAUCACUGGUCGGACGUGCUGGCCGGAGGCGUACUGGGCGCCACGGUAGCGAUCGUUGUGUCCAACUUCUGCACCGACCUGUUUAGUAUGGCACGCAAGCGCACCAUGAUGGCAGCAACUUUACCACAGACACGCUACGAACUUAGCCAAAACCAUACGCACGGGAAUGGCAACUAGGGAAGCUAA